UUGGAAAAAUAGCUUUGGAAGACGCAACCUCAAUUCAUCGAAAUAAUAACUUUCAAACGUUUCCGCAAGCUGUGCUCGUACUAUUCAGAUCAGCAACUGGAGAAGCGUGGCAAGACAUCAUGUUGGAUUGUUCAUCGCGGCCGGGCGAAGUAUUGUGUGAUCCACGAUCAGACGAUGCUAAUUCACCGGAAGGCUGUGGAUCUAGUAUAGCAUUCCCAUAUUUCAUUUCCUUCUACGUACUGUGCUCAUUUCUAAUCAUCAAUUUGUUCGUUGCUGUUAUUAUGGAUAACUUUGAUUACCUUACUCGCGAUUGGUCUAUCCUGGGUCCGCAUCAUUUGGACGAAUUCGUUAGAUUAUGGAGCGAGUAUGAUCCUGAUGCAAAAGGAAGGAUAAAGCACUUGGACGUUGUGACAUUGCUACGGAAAAUAUCUCCACCAUUAGGAUUUGGUAAACUUUGCCCUCAUCGAGUUGCUUGUAAAAGGCUUGUUUCGAUGAAUAUGCCAUUAAACAGUGAUGGCACCGUUCUCUUCAACGCAACAUUGUUUGCUGUCGUGAGAACAUCGUUGAAAAUUAAAACAGAAGGUAACAUCGAUGACGCAAAUUCGGAACUGAGAGCAACUAUUAAACAAAUAUGGAAACGAACUGCUCCAAAAUUACUCGAUCAAGUAGUUCCCCCUCCAGGAGUUGAUGAUGAAGUGACAGUUGGUAAAUUCUACGCCACGUUCCUCAUUCAAGAUUACUUUAGGAGAUUUAAGAAACGCAAAGAAAACGACAAUAAGAAUGUAGAUUAUGACAAUAGACGCACAAUGACAUUACAAGCAGGGUUAAGGACACUACAUGAAGCAGGUCCUGAACUGAAACGUGCUAUCUCUGGUAAUCUUGAAGAUAUGGGUGACGACAAUCCAGAACCAAUGCAUAGAAGAAACCACACGCUAUUCGGCAAUAUGUGGUCAUCGAUACGACGACCAGGCCAGUUUCCAAAGAAGGGUAACAAUGUAGCUCCAAAAACAUCAGCAACUUCUGCCGCUGCAUCGGCCGCCAUGCAUGCGGUGUUAUCAGGAGCGGAAGCUUACAAAGCACCAUAUUGUCAAAUCAACAAUGGUUUCAACCGUAUAGCGAAAAAUGAACCAGUGCAUGACAAUAUUCCGCUACAUCCAUUGCUGCUCGACGGUAGUAAUACCACACAGACAGGCCGCGUCUUCAAUGCAAAUGAAUUACCGAAAGGAAACAAAUUAACAACGAGCACAUCCGUGACAUCCACUAAAUCUACGACGACUGUGCUUAACGACGAUGUUGAAUCAAAUUCAUCUUCAUCGAUACGUAGAAGAAAUAGACUCAAUUUUAAUAACAUGUUGAUGCUAAUGGUAGAUGAUAAAACGAAAGAAAAAUAUUGUUACGACAGUUUAGAUGAAGGAUCAGAAGGUUCUGUAAUGACUUCAAAAACGUCCUCUACCAAUGAUACGUGUGACGGUUUCAAAACUGUGUACAACUCGAUAGUUCCAGCAAGGAGUAAACCUGACCAGCAGAGUAUACCGCUUUCAUACAUCAGAUCAGCAAACGAACAUAACGUUGGCAAAUAUCAAUUCUUCGUGAGACAAAAUGCCUUCCAAAGUAGCCCACUCAAUUUGAGAAAGGAAAUCACUCACUCAAUCGUGUGUGAUGACAUUCAAUUAAUGACAAAAGUAUUACCCAACGCGGAACAACACUCAAACACGAAGAGUAUCGAUACGGAAAAGUCAGGUCUAUUGUUUAAUAGCAAAUCGGAUUCCAUUAUAAUAGGCCACUCAGCAUCAUACGAGGCUAAUUCUAUGUCUUGUGAGUUGGCUGAUUCAUCACUAACUGAAGAAUGUACUACAGCUUCACGAACUGAAGAAUGCAGCAGCCGAAUAUACCCCAAAAACCAACGGUUCUCUCAUGGUAGAAGAGCAACAAAUGGCGGUAACAUUGGCAGAGGGAACUUCAUACCAGCCAGAGUGAUUCAGUCUACGCCAAGUAGUCCACAAGAUAAAAGAAACAAAACUAUUGAAGUUAUCGGAUCAGCAGAAAGCCUCGUUGGACGAGUUUUAUUAGAACAAGGAUUAGGUAAAUAUUGUGAUCCAGAAUUUGUGCAUUGCGCUCAGCUGGAAAUGCAAGAAGCCCUGGAAAUGACACAGGAGGAAAUGGAUUUAGCUGCUCAUGAACUAAUGCUUCAAGAAAGAUUCAACAGGAACUAUAGCCAGCCAAAACAACUACAGCCAAAACAAAAAAGAAAAAAUGACAACCAAAUUUUAUAGCAGAAUUUAAAAGUGAUAACAUAAGUUAUAUUUCAUAUGAUUUCCGUUAUUAUUUUUACUUGUGUACCGUUAUCAAAUGGAUUUGGUCUGACAACUUGUUGUUUUCAUUUUUGCUAGAGUGCCUGUAAAAUAGAAUAUCUAGAAAUGACUACCUGAGACUCGAUUUGAGAGAGGUGAGCAAAGAAAAUAAAAUAAAUCUCAACGCGAACCGGCACACAUUUUCAUUCUUAAAUUAAUUAGAAAAUAUCGCGUUUUGAGAAAGCAAGAUCAAUAUUCGUGGGUUUUGAAAACUGCCCAAGUAACCAAAAGCAUUAGUAAUAACCUGUAAAUCAACUUCAACAAUCCAGAGUUCAUCAUACCCUAUAACCGCAGCAAUAAUCUGAUUUACAAAUUUUG
This is a messenger RNA of Ochlerotatus camptorhynchus, 2669 nucleotides long. RefSeq names its product voltage-dependent calcium channel type D subunit alpha-1-like. Gene Ontology annotation, molecular function: high voltage-gated calcium channel activity. The transcript has 5 exons. Gene Ontology annotation, biological process: calcium ion import across plasma membrane. The record is from RefSeq and is a predicted model, not a curated record. Gene Ontology annotation, cellular component: membrane; voltage-gated calcium channel complex. The coding region runs from base 120 to 2273 and encodes 717 amino acids. Lineage: Eukaryota; Metazoa; Arthropoda; Insecta; Diptera; Culicidae.